AGAGAUUUUUAGAAUAAAGAAAAGGAAAUCGAAAGUACUUCUAAUGACGUGAAAUUUGAUAGUGAACAUGUUUAAUUCUUGAUCAGGAUAAUUUUUUAUUAAAAAGAUUGACUAUUGAAUUAUAUGAGCUAUAAUAACAAAUAAAAAUAUUUAUUUUUGCUAGAAUGUGGGCUGACACUAUUCUAAUUGUAUUUAUCAGCAUAUGUACGGCGUUAUUAGGCGAAGGAUUGACAUGGUUAAUGGUGUAUAGAACUGAAAAAUAUCAAAAAUUAAAGGCUGAAGUUGAAAAGCAGAGUAAAAAACUGGAAAAACGAAAAGAAGCACAUGGCGAUUCUUUAGACAAACAGCAGAAAAAAAAGAUUGAACGAGAAGAGGAAAGACUAAAGAAUAACAAUCGUGAUUUAUCUCUUGUAAAGAUGAAAUCUAUGUUUGCAAUUGGAUUUGCAUUUACAGCGCUUUUAAGUAUGUUUAACAAUAUAUUUGAUGGACGAGUUGUUGCCAGAUUACCAUUUGUUCCAAUUAGUUGGAUACAGGGUUUAUCACACAGAAAUCUUCCGGGUGAUGAUUAUACAGAAUGCUCUUUUAUAUUUUUGUACAUAUUAUGUACGAUGAGUAUCAGACAGAACAUCCAGAAGAUGCUUGGUUUUGCACCAUCCAGGACUGCAAGUAAGCAGAGCGGCAGUAUCUUUGGACCUCCACCUCAACAAUUCAAAUAAAUUCAUAUUUGUAGCAGAAAGUGUUAUUGAUGAUUAUAGAGAUUUUUGUACAUUCUAUUGCUCAAUUCUAGACAUUUACUCUUAUGUCCAACUAAUCUUUAUAACAUCAAUUUUUUGUUUUAUAUAUCACAAAAAUUAUAUUUAAAUGUUUUCAAAAACUGUUCUUGCUUUUUCUUAACACUUUAAAAUAUAAAUAAAGAAUAAUUAUUGUAUUAUUGGUA
Molecule: messenger RNA, 937 nt
Organism: Nylanderia fulva
Lineage: Eukaryota; Metazoa; Arthropoda; Insecta; Hymenoptera; Formicidae
Product: calcium load-activated calcium channel
Biological process (GO): endoplasmic reticulum calcium ion homeostasis
Cellular component (GO): cytoplasm; endoplasmic reticulum; endoplasmic reticulum membrane
Molecular function (GO): calcium channel activity
Source: RefSeq, a predicted model, not a curated record